AUGUCAGCAGACACUCGCCCAAUAUCCCCAACCCAGUUCGCCUCCGCCCUCCGCGACCUCUCCCUCCCAACCCUCCACCUCAAAGCUCUCGAGAUCCGCAACUCCAUCCUCCAUCUCGAAUACUCAAACGCCCAGCUCGCCCCCUACGCCGCCGGUGACGCAACCACCCUCGACUCCGCCACCGACGCCUCGGCGGGGCGCCCGGACCCGACCUGUGUAGAAGCCAUACGUGAAAACGACGUCGUCAUCACGCGCAUGCGCGAGCGCGUCCAAAUCAUUCGCGACGAGGUCGAGGGGCGCGGACACUCAUGGAAUGAGUUCAAGAGUAAAGAAGAGGUCGAGGAGGAGGAGGGGCGGUCAGGGGCCGCCUUGCGGGGCAUCACCAGCGAGUCUAUAACCGGUGCCAAUGGCGUUAACGGGAACGGGAUUCCGGCCACAAACGGGCUCGGCGCAGCGGCGGCGGAGGAGAAUAGGAUUGCUGCUGGACAUCAGGGCGCGGCGGCGGCGACCAACGGCGGCUCGUCGACUACGACGACCUCGUCACACCCCGCAUGGAUGGACGGUACAUUCCAGAUGGGCACAAUACGCAACGGCGUGAUUACGAUGGACGACCGACCUGAGCAGCCCGCCCAGGCCGCUCAACAAGCAAAUGGCACGGGCGGUCGGCUGACGGACGAAGAGCUACGGCAGGCCAUGGAGGAGCGAAUGAGAGGUCUUGGCGAUGACGACGAGGACGGUGGAAUGCACCUGUGA
Messenger RNA from Colletotrichum orchidophilum, 753 nucleotides. RefSeq lists its product as uncharacterized. Gene Ontology annotation, biological process: proteasome regulatory particle assembly. Gene Ontology annotation, molecular function: protein-macromolecule adaptor activity. The coding region runs from base 1 to 753 and encodes 250 amino acids. Lineage: Eukaryota; Fungi; Ascomycota; Sordariomycetes; Glomerellales; Glomerellaceae. The transcript has a single exon. The record is from RefSeq and is a predicted model, not a curated record.